Messenger RNA from Staurois parvus, 368 nucleotides. The record is from the annotation of a GenBank genome assembly. Lineage: Eukaryota; Metazoa; Chordata; Amphibia; Anura; Ranidae.
AUGGGGCCCCCGGGCAAUAGGGGAUCAUGGGGCCCCUGUGUCCUUGCCCAAACUGAAAAAAAGCCUAUAAAAAAAGGUACCAGGGGCAUCUCAUGGGGUCCCCUACUGACCCCAGGCCCUCAGGCAGUGCCCGAGUUUCCAAAUGGUCAGUCCGCCCCUGGCUGAGAGUCAUAAAUGUGAUCAGUUCCACCCAGAGGCGGACUGACAACUCAUGGGGCCCCUGGGCAAUAGGGGAUCAUGGGGCCCCUGUGUCCUUGCCCACACUCAAAAAAGCCUAUAAAAAAGGUACCAGGGGCAUCUCAUGGGGCCCCCUACUGACCCCGGGCCCUCGGGCAGUGCCCGAGUGCUCGAUUGGUCAGUCCGCCCCU